Messenger RNA from Sesamum indicum (sesame), 798 nucleotides. RefSeq lists its product as uncharacterized. Lineage: Eukaryota; Viridiplantae; Streptophyta; Magnoliopsida; Lamiales; Pedaliaceae. Gene Ontology annotation, cellular component: respiratory chain complex. Gene Ontology annotation, biological process: mitochondrial respiratory chain complex IV assembly. The record is from RefSeq and is a predicted model, not a curated record.
AGUUCUCUUCCCGGAAGAAAGAAAAAACACGGACGAAACAUUCGUGUAAUUGUAAUUGUAAGAAAAAGAAGAGAAAAACAAGAAGAAAAGAAUGGGAGAAGAAAAGGGCAAGCUUGAAUCUAUCAGGGAAUGGGUUGUCGAACACAAGCUUCGUACUGUUGGGACGUUGUGGGCGAGUGGGAUUGUGGGUUCAAUGGCAUAUAAUUGGUCUCAGCCCAAUAUGAAAACCAGCGUCAAGAUUAUUCAUGCUAGGUUGCAUGCUCAAGCACUUACUCUUGCUGCAUUAGCUGGGGCUGCUGUUGUCGAAUAUUACGAUCACAAGACAGGUGCAAAAGCAGAGCGUGUGGCAAAGUUCCUCGACCUGAACGAGCACCAUAAGAAUUGAACUUCAUCUUUUUGUAUGAUGUCUGAAAAACUGCUGCUGCUGCUUAGCAUUAAUUUAGUAGUUUCCUAUCCAAGUGGAUAGAGUAGCACACAGCAUUUUUGCAUAGAUGCAAAAAUUUUCUGUUAGUGAACAUAAAGUGGAAGCCAUGCUUCAUAGCCUUGAAGAAAUAGUAGUUUUUUCAACAGGGAAUUUGAAGACCAGAAGGCAGAAACAACCGUUUUCAUAUUUGUUGGUUCGUUCCAUGUUAUUCGAUAUGUUGUAGUUGGAAAUGCUAGCAAUUGCUUGAUGACAAGGAGUUCUGGUAGAUGAGGAGCUGCUUCUUCUGACAUUGUGACCCUUCAAAUUGUGAUGCAAUUGCAAAACAGUUUAAACGAUUAUUUGAAUAAUUGUUGGCAUUCUCGUCUUGGUUUAUA